CGCGAGAUGCGGUUGCCUUGGCUCCCUGUAGCUAUAGCAGCGCCCCGGAGGAUGCGCGGCAGCGGCGAGGUUCUGGAUGCUGCUGAGGGGCUCCUCCUGAAGCGAAGCGGAGGACUUUCCAGCCCAGCUAGCCAUUCCACUUGCAAGAGGAAAAACAGUAGAAGAAACCAUUCAAGUCCUAUGUGGGAAGUUAAAAGGAACUUCAAGAAGACAAUUUCUGCUCAAAUUAAUGGAUGGUAUUCUUUAAUCCCUCCUUUCUUUAGCCUCCAGGAAGCAAAACUGCCUAUAUCAAUAUUCCGGUAAGGAACUAUACGCAACUAGAAGCAAGUGCUUUAAGGUUUGCCCACAGUCUUUGUUGAUCUGUGUUCAGACUAAGAAGAGUAAAACAACAAAACAACAAAAACUGAAGACAGUUAUUUUUGCUUGUUUUCAACCCUUUUCAAGCUGUAGCAUUAUAAUAUUUGUUGAAGUCACUAAAGGAUGGCACAGCACCACUACUACUUUUGAAGACCAUGGACUCGUUUAUCUUGCCUUCUGUCUUUUCAGCUACUAAGUGUUGCCCUAUAUAAACUCUAGUUUUAUUAAAGUAUGACUGACUGGAUUUAAAGAAAAAAUACAAUGUACAUAAGCCUUCAUGAAGUACAAAGGAGCAAUCUGGAAAGUUGUCUUUUUUUUUUAGCAUCGUCCAAUUUAGUUCUCAUUUUAAAUCAAGAGAAGGACAUUUUUGGACUUAAAUGCAGGUGUAAAUCCAUCUGAGCACUACAAAUCUAAAUGUGAAACAUGUCUUGGAAGAGAAAUUAUUUUUCUGUGGGACGGGGAACUGUACAAGGAAUGUUUACUCCACGUAAUACAACAUCUAUAGCACCAAGUAAAGGUCUCAGCAAUGAACCUGGACAGAACAGUUGCUUCCUGAAUAGUGCAUUACAGGUUCUGUGGCAUCUUGAUAUUUUUCGACGCAGUUUUCGGCAACUUACAACGCACAAAUGCAUGGGAGAUUCCUGUAUAUUUUGUGCCCUCAAAGGUAUCUUUAACCAGUUUCAGUGCAGCAGUGAAAAAGUAUUACCUUCUGAUGCUCUUCGUAGUGCUCUUGCCAAGACUUUUCAAGAUGAACAACGUUUCCAGCUGGGCAUCAUGGAUGAUGCUGCUGAGUGCUUUGAGAAUCUCUUAAUGAGGAUUCACUUCCACAUUGCAGAUGAAUCUAAAGAAGACAUUUGUACUGCCCCUCAUUGCAUUUCACACCAGAAGUUUGCUAUGACUUUAUUUGAGCAGUGUGUCUGUGCCAGUUGUGGUGCCACUUCUGAUCCAUUGCCCUUUAUCCAGAUGGUGCAUUAUAUCUCAACCACCUCACUCUGCAACCAGGCUAUUUGCAUGCUGGAAAGACGAGAGAAACCCACUCCAGAUAUGUUUGGAGAGCUGCUACAGAAUGCCAGCACCAUGGGUGACUUAAGAAACUGCCCGAGCAAUUGUGGGGAAAAAAUUCGCAUUCGUCGUGUGUUGAUGAACUUUCCACAGAUAAUCACGAUUGGACUGGUGUGGGAUUCAGAUCAUUCUGAUCUGGCAGAGGAUGUCAUUCACAGCUUGGGCACUUGCCUUAAACUGGGAGAUCUCUUCUUCAGAGUAACAGAUGACAGAGCAAAACAGUGUGAACUGUAUUUGGUUGGAAUGAUAUGCUACUAUGGAAAACAUUACUCUACCUUCUUCUUCCAAACAAAGAUUCGUAAAUGGAUGUACUUUGACGAUGCCCAUGUCAAAGAGAUAGGCCCCAAAUGGAAAGAUGUUGUGACGAAGUGCAUUAAGGGGCAUUAUCAGCCCUUGUUACUACUUUAUGCAGAUCCAAGAGGAACUCCAGUAUCAACACAGGAUCUGCCCACACAGGUGGAUCUACAGCAGUGUACCAGAACUUACUAUGACAGUGAAGAUUCAGGACGUGAACCUUCUAUCGCUAGUGAUACUAGAACAGACUCCUCUACAGACAGCUAUCCCUACAAACAUUCCCACCAUGAAUCUGUGGUCAGUCAUUUCUCUUCUGAUUCUCAAGGCACUGUCAUUUACAACAUGGAAAACGAUGCAGCUUCACAAAGCAGCAGAGAUACAGGACACUUGACUGACAGUGAAUGUAAUCAAAGGCAUAUUUCCAAAAAGAGCUCACUGACAGACCGUAAGAGGAGCUCCAGCAAAUCUCGGAGAAAGGGAGAUGAGUCACAGCCAUCAGGAUAUCACAGUGAAGGGGAAACACUGAAGGAGAAACAAGCCCCUAGAACUGCCCCUAAGACAUCAAGCAGCACCAGCAGGCUAAGAGAAUUUAAAGAAACAGUCAGCAACAUGAUCCACAACAGACCAUCACAGACAAAUCACAGCUCUCCACGAAGAGGAAAGGAUCAGACUGAAAAACCCAGAGUUUUGCCUGUUCAAUCUCGAGACUGGGAAAUGGAGAGUACUAGUAGUGAAUCCAAAUCAAGUUCUUCUAGCAAGUACCGUCCAACUUGGAGACCCAAAAGGGAGUCACUGAAUAUAGACAGCAUCUUCAAUAAAGAAAAGAGGAAGCAAUGUGGCUACACACAGCUCAGUCCCUUCUCUGAAGAUGCAGGUAAAGAAUUUAUGGAAGAUGAACUAAAAGAGCCAGUCACUCAAACAAGACCAAGCCAGUCAAACAGGUAUAAGCACUGGGCCCUAGGUCGGGGGGCACACUAUAUGAUGGAUCAACAUCCUCGUCUGAUUCAAAGGAUGGAAUCUGGCUAUGAAAGCAGUGAACGCAACAGUAGUAGCCCAGUCAGUAUGGACAUGCCUUUGUCGGAGAGCUCUAGCACUUCUAGAGAUUCCCAUAUUAAACGAACUGGAGCUUUUGUUCCUGCCUGGCGUAACAUACCCAAAUCACAUAGCAGCAGCAUCUUGGAGGUUGAGUCUGUCCCAUCUGCUUCUUGCUGGACGAAGAACAAGCACUGCAUUGGUAAUGGUGAGGAGAUACUUGUCUCUUCCAAAAGUGAACUAGAUGAAUUACAAGAAGAGGUAGCAAGAAGGGCUCAGGAACAAGAACUCCGAAGAAAGCAGGAGAAGGAACUGGAGGCAUCAGUGGGCUUUAAUCCUCGUCCUAGCAGGUUCAUGGACCUGGAUGAGCUGCAAAACCAGGGGAGGACUGAUGGCUUUGAGAGGUCUGUGCAGGAGGCAGAUUCAGUCUUUGAAGAAUCACUGCAUCAAGAGCAGAGGGGAGACUGUGCUGCAGCUUUGGCUCUCUGUAAUGAAGCUAUAUCUAAACUAAGACUUGCCAUGCAUGAUGCCAGCUCUAGCACUCACAGCAGAUCUCUAAUCGAUAAGAAGCUGCAAAUCUGUAUCCGAAAAGAGCGGAGUCUCCAGGAUCGCAUGCAGCAACAGCAGCCAGCACAGCCGCCGCCCACCUGCCACCCACCAAGGGGGGGCAACAUGACCCAUUCUACAAGUGAACAGACUGUCGCGCUCCAAGUAUUGCUGAACCAGAAGAUAGCACCGGAACCCAGCAGGGAAGCAGAACUUGGGCCCAAUUCUUACUUCCAUCCAACUGUUUCCCAUCAUGAAAUGUAUUCAUCACAUGCCAACGCCUUUCUCCCACCUCCUUCUGAAAGCAGCCCCUCUCACAAGACUUCUCUGAACUUUCAAGCUGCUUCUGCUGGAAACAGUGACCAAACUCUCUCUUUUUCCUGUAUACAUGGGGUGGGUGACAGAUCCAUUCAGACCGAGAAUGAAAUCCACUGUGAUGUGGAGCUUGAGAGAGUCUCUUCCAUUAGUCUAAAAGAGGAUAAGGAUUGCAGCAAAAACAAUAAACUUGAAGAAGUACAUAAUGUAACAGCUUCUCUCACACCAUAUCGCAAAAUGAAAUGUAACAUGGUAAACUCUGGAUCUUUGCCUACACUCUUCCCAUCUUCACAUUCAGUGCAGCUGCCAUCUGACAAAAUUGACUUACAUAAUCCAUGCUUCAAAACGUCAAACUUAUCAGAAUGGCAUAAUGUUGCUCAACAAGGGGCUAAUCAUGCCAUGACACUGGCUUCUCACUCUCCUUUGCCACAUCGUCCUCCAGAUCCAUUACCAGCUACUAACAGAUACCUCAGAACAAAUAGCGAUGAGAGCUUACACCUCCCACAGGAAGAAUUUGUAAAUGGGGAUUCUCUGAAGUCUGAGAAGAUCCAUACCAAGGGCCGUGUUCGCUUGCUUGCAGAACAGUUCCAGCAGCCGCAGGGGGUCUCCCAGAGGGAAUGCAUAUAUGGGAAAGAGAGGAAAGUGCCUGUCUAUCACAAUCAGAAUGAUCCAAAAUUACUUCAGGAAUCCUACAGCUGUCCAUUCCUUGAUAAUAGGCAGCCAGUUGUUGAACAACAAGAGAAUGGAAUGUGGCCUGAUGAAAAGUUGAAUUCAUGUUUGAGUUCUAGGGAUGAGUUGAGUUCUAAAGGUUGUUUUGGUGCUCACAAUAAAAUUUCUAAGACUUCUGAUUCACAAAACAAAGAUCCUUGUUUCUAUCCGGGAAGGUUCGAUCAUGAGGGAGAAGUGAGACAGGCUAACGAUAGAAAUCAUGCUGGCUCAAUUGCAUCUAUGCCUGUAGACUGCUGGCCAAACAGUGUUAACAAGUAUUAUAGCUCUCAAGUGGAUUGCAAGAAUACCAGCUGGUCACCUGUGUCCAAACAAAUAACUUCUGGUGAAGAUCUAAUGCAGAAGCACCCACAAUGGAAUCGAGACACAGAGCUGGAAAUUUCUGAGCUGGAGUCUUUAUAUCAGGCUAGCUUGCAGGCACCUCAAACAAGCCAACCUGUGUUGGGGAGGCUGGAUAAUUCCUGGCAUCUAUUAGGCACAAGAGCAUCUGCAAACCUACCUACAAGAAAGAUGCACAGUGCAACUUGCAUGGGUCUGUCAAAAACUCCAACAGCAGAAAUCGAACGUAACCUAUACGGAACUAUUAUAUCUCCAUUCUCUAAGGUACCAUACACAAGAAACAACAGCAAGGAACCAGAAGAGGAAAUGUACAGUGCAGAGAACUUCCGUCGCAUUGCACGUAGUCUCAGUGGGACAGUCAUCACAAACAAGGAAGAGACACUUGUUUCUUCCCACAGUUUUGAAGUGGCCAGUGAAAGGAAAAUGCCAGUGGAAGCCAGACACCGUUCUUCCAGCACCACUUCCCUCACUUUCCCUCACGAUUUUCCUUCUGUGUUACCCUUUGAUCCCCAACACUUUUCAACCCAACUGCAGCACCUCUCUCACGAUGCACCAGUGCCUAGCAUGGUGGGCAAGUCACAUAGACAAUCAGGAAAUCAGAAGAACAUCCAAAAAAUUCUGGCUGUGCCUGACAGGGGUGAAGCUUUCCAAGGUGAAGACAACCCAGGUCUGGCAAUGAGUUAUGGGAGCCCCAUUUACCGACAGCAGGGCCUGUCUUCUCAAGGGCAGAAAACGCUUCUUAGUAUGCAUUUAGGGACUGAAGAAGCAUCAAGCAUCUCUGGUCAUUGGCCGCAGAUGAAUCACACUGCCAGACAAACAGCAACACUACCAGACAGACAAGCUGAACAUUGGAGAUAUGCUGCCCAGAAAAGCAAAGGAUCACAAGAACAUUUACUCCAGCAGCCAUUUCAGCAAGGAAAGCAAGAGGCUUGUGCCACUGACAACAGGCCACCAGUUGACAGUACUUUAUGCGCCUCACAUGGGGCUUCAAGAGACAUAGGUAGCUUUCAGGGUUGUCCUGUGCCUCCCCAGUAUGCUAAGCCUCCAGGUCCUAGGAGGGUAGAUAUGCCACCAGAUGAAGACUGGCGGAAGUAUAGUUAUGCCCCUCAACCUGGAGCAAGAAGGAUUUUACCAGUGUACUCAAUGGAUGGAACUUAUUCAUCCACUUCUGAGAUGCACCGAAAGGUGUUGGCUCAUGUAGCUGCUGCCUCCAUGCACAAUAGUGGCUGAUGAAGUCUCAGCUUUCAGAGAUGGUUGCUCCCUUGUGAAAUAGGUUUUUUGAACUGUUGUUAUUGAAAUGCAGUUGAUAACAAGACUGCAAGCUCUUUCUCAGCCAGUGUCUAUGCCAGUCUUGUCUUUAAAAGUAUCUAUAAAAUAAGUGGAAACUAAUUGCACUGUGUUUCUGUUUCUGUACUACCGAAUCACUGUCUUAUCAGAACUUUUCAGCAGCUCCAUUCCCAGCCUCUCUCCAUAGGAAAUGGUUUAAGGCUCACUAGGAGAGGAAGGAGAGUAAGAUUUUCAAAUAGAUGGAAAAGAAACCCCUCUGUUGACAACUGGCUGCAUUUUCAAGGACCAUGCCAUGUAAACUCAUACUAGUAGACACACUUGCCAAGCUACUGUUUGGUUUUCCAUUGUUUUUCUCUGUUAGAUGAUAAAAAAGAAACAAAGGAACUUUCUGUGCUCCCCUAAGUUAAAAAUCUGUCAGUGCUAAUGGGUUAAUGAGGCAAAUGUAUAUUUCUUUUUACUGAGAUGUUAGGCACAAUUGACUGUUGUAGAUGCUAGUGCAGAAGUGGAAAGAAGGCAAAGCUCAAGUAUAAACUACUAGUCCUUCUCCCAUUUUUUCAAAGUGACUAACAGUGUUUCAAAUUGCAAAGACUGUUAAGGCUGCACAGAAUAACAUUGUAAACACAGAAUUGCUCUAACUAUUUUAGAGUCAAACGUACUUGCCUUUGUAAGUAUUUUUCAAAUAAAUCU
Messenger RNA from Sceloporus undulatus (fence lizard), 6645 nucleotides. RefSeq names its product ubiquitin specific peptidase 54 (gene USP54). Gene Ontology annotation, biological process: protein deubiquitination. Gene Ontology annotation, molecular function: cysteine-type deubiquitinase activity. NCBI's taxonomy places the organism in Eukaryota, Metazoa, Chordata, Lepidosauria, Squamata, Phrynosomatidae. The record is from RefSeq and is a predicted model, not a curated record. Bases 781 to 5901 code for a protein of 1706 amino acids. The transcript has 23 exons.